Molecule: messenger RNA, 1852 nt
Organism: Labeo rohita (rohu)
Lineage: Eukaryota; Metazoa; Chordata; Actinopteri; Cypriniformes; Cyprinidae
Product: basement membrane-specific heparan sulfate proteoglycan core protein-like
Exons: 11
Biological process (GO): cell surface receptor signaling pathway
Molecular function (GO): transmembrane signaling receptor activity
Source: RefSeq, a predicted model, not a curated record
AAUUACCCACAUCUACACUGACUGUGACACCAGACAGUCCUGUAUUUACUGGAGAGACAGUCAAUCUGACGUGUGUGAUUGAGUCUUACAUUAAAUGGAGAUAUGAGUGGUAUAAAGGCACAGACAGUGUAAUGUUACAGACGUCUGAUCAUUACACUGUAAACAAAAACACUCUCACUAUCAGAGGAGCUACUGAGUCUGAUCAGGAUCAGUACUGGUGUAGCGGACAGAGAGAUGGAAGACCAGACUCAUCAUAUUUAAGCUACCCUGUUUAUUUCUCUGUGAAGGAUUUACCUACAUCUACACUGACUGUGACACCAGACAGUCCUGUAUUCACUGGAGAGACAGUCAAUCUGACAUGUGUGAUUGAGUCUUACAAUGACUGGAGAUAUGAGUGGUAUAAAGGCACAGACAGUGUAAUGUUACAGACGUCUGAUCGUUACACUGUAAACAAAAACACUCUCACUAUCAGAGGAGCUGCUGAGUCUGAUCAGGGUCAGUACAGGUGUAGAGGACAGAGAGAUGAAAGACCACAAUCAACAUAUUUAAUCUCUGCUGUCUCUCUCUCUGUGAAAGAUUCACCCACAUCUACACUAACUGUGACACCAGACAGUCCUGUAUUCACUGGAGACACAGUCAAUCUGAAGUGUGUGAUUGAGUCUCACCGUAACUGGAGACGGAGAAAUGACCUGACAAAUGACUGGAGAUUUAACCAGAGAAAUGGCUGGACACGUGACUGGAGAUAUGAGUGGUAUAAAGGCACAGACAGUGUAAUGUUACAGACGUCUGAUCGUUACACUGUAAACAGAGACACUCUCACUAUCAGAGGAGUGAAUGAGUCUGAUCAGGAUCAGUAUUGGUGUAAAGGACAAAGAGAUAAAAGACCACAAUCAUCACAUUUUAUCUCUACUGUUUCUUUCACUGUAAAGGGUUUACCCACAUCUAAAGUGACUAUGACACCAAAGACUGUAUUCACUGGAGAGACAGUCAAUCUGACGUGUGUGAUUGAGUCUGAUCACAGUGACUGGAGAUAUGAGUGGUAUAAAGGCACAGACAGUGUAAUGUUACAGACGUCUGAUUGUUACACUGUAAAUAGGGACACUCUCACUAUCAGAGGAGCUGCUGAGUCUGAUCAGGAUCAGUACUGGUGUAGAGGACAGAGAGAUGAAAGACCAAAAUCAUCACAGGACAGUAAACGAAUAAAUCUCUCUGUUAAUGUCUCAGCAGCUUCAUCUUCUUCUCUUCUGGUCACUGGUGUGGUUGUGUUAUUGAGUCUUUGCCUGUUGAUCUUCAUCUCACUGGUGCUGCUGUGGAGAUACAAGAAGAACAAAGAUCAGCAGUGUAACAUUAACCAGACAUCAGACCCAAAUCAAUCUGGAGAAUUUCAGAUGGAAAACUUUCCUCUACAGUCUGAUGAUCCGCAGUCAUUUUCGGAGAUCACAUAUUCAGAGGUCACAGUUCAGAAAAAGAUUUCUGUCGAUAAAGAUGAUACCAUAGCAGAGCCAAAUGAAGUGACAUACUCAGAAGUCAGAACAAAAGUAAAGAAAUGCAAAAGCAAAGGUGCUGAUGCUGGAGUUUGUGAUGCUCAACCUAUUAGGAAAGAAGGUCCCUGAGUGCAGUGAAGACAACAGACGACUAAAAGAGAUUCACAGCAGCAGACACCAUAACACUGGCAUUGCUUAAGAAAUGAAUUGAAGUGAACUGCUUCUGCACAUGCUUGACUAAAACUUUAGAGAUACAUAUGCAUAUGGACUGUAUUAUCUGUACACAUGCAAGCUAACAAAUAAAACUAUAAUAUACAGUAAAACAUUUUACAUGUGAGCACUUAUGUUAAUGAAGUGUGAGAUUUAUA